UACAGACGCAUACACAACACAAUGAAGCCCGAGUUCUACGAAAUCUCCGACGACGAAUGGGAGAACCACUCCUUCAAACCCUCCCGAGUUCUCAAGAGACCGCGAGCUUCUUCUUCUUCUUCUCCUUCUCCUCCACCAAUCGAGUCAUUCGCUUACGCCUCCCGUAAGCCCGAGGUUUCCGACGACGACAGUGAUUGCGUCGAAAUCAUGCCAAACUCGGCUGGAAAUCUCGACGAGCUGGAAGAUGCUGAUGUGGACGACGGCGGUUGCGCUGUGGCGAGCCGCGGCCGGCGGUUUAUAAUUGACGAUGACGAGGACGACGAUGAUGGUGGUGGCGAUAGGGAUAGGAAUGUUGCGGAAUUGUACGAGGAGAUAGGGUCCACCGAUGACGAAGAGAUUGACGAAGGAAAUGAGGGCGAUGUGGUUGGUAGCGCUUUGCACAAGUGCGCGAGGAUCUCUGCGGAGUUGAAAGGGGAACUGUUCGGUUCUUCGGGGACAGCUUGCGAGAGGUAUUCGGAGGUGGAAUCUUCUUCAGUGAAAAUCGUAACUCAGGAGGACGUUGAUGUUGCAUGUGCGUCUGAGGAUUCGGAUUUUCAGCCUCUGCUCAAACCGUAUCAGCUGGUUGGCGUCAAUUUUUUGCUUCUGUUGUAUCGGAAGGGUAUUGGAGGAGCCAUAUUGGCAGAUGAAAUGGGCCUUGGCAAGACAGUUCAAGCCAUCACAUAUUUAACUUUGUUGAAGCGUUUGCACAAUGAUUCUGGUCCACAUCUUAUAGUAUGUCCUGCUUCUGUUUUGGAAAACUGGAAAAGGGAACUAAAAAGGUGGUGCCCAUCCUUUUCUGUUCUUCAAUAUCAUGGGGCUGGACGUGCAGCAUACUGCAAGGAGUUGAGCUCCCUGUCCAAGGCGAGAUUGCCUCCCCCAUUUAACGUUCUUCUUGUGUGUUAUUCACUUUUUGAACGGCACAGUGCACAGCAGAAAGAUGAUCGUAAAAUCCUGAAGCGUUGGAGGUGGAGCUGUGUGCUGAUGGACGAGGCACAUGCUUUGAAGGACAAAAAUAGCUUCAGGUGGAAAAAUCUGAUGUCUGUUGCACGAAAUGCAAACCAACGCUUGAUGCUGACAGGCACACCGCUUCAGAAUGAUCUGCAUGAGUUAUGGUCAUUGUUGGAGUUUAUGAUGCCUGAUAUUUUUGCUACUGAAGAUGUUGACUUAAAAAAGUUACUAAAUGCUGAAGAUAGAGAUUUGAUUGGUCGUAUGAAGUCCAUCUUGGGACCAUUUAUUUUGCGGCGUUUGAAAGCUGAUGUGAUGCAGCAGCUUGUUCCAAAAAUACAGAAGGUUGAAUAUGUGGUAAUGGAAAAGCAACAGGAAAAUGCUUACAAGGAAGCCAUUGAGGAGUAUCGUGCUGUUUCACAAGCUCGGAUAGCGAAAUGCUCUGGCCUUAACUCAAAUAAUAUUCUUGGAGUUAUUCCUCGACGACAGAUAAAUAACUAUUUUGUCCAGUUUCGCAAGAUUGCAAACCAUCCCUUGUUGAUAAGGAGAAUCUAUAAUGAUGAGGAUGUCAUUCGCUUUGCUCGGAAGCUACACCCUGUAGGUGCUUUUGGCUUUGAAUGUACUUUGGACAGAGUUACAGAGGAACUUAAAAGUUACAAUGACUUCUCUAUUCACCGGCUUUUACUUCAUUAUGGUGUCAAUGAUAGAAAGGGAAUCCUUCCGGAUAAGCAUGUUAUGCUUUCUGCAAAAUGUCGGGCCUUAUCAGAACUUCUUCCAUCACUAAAGGAGGGUGGUCAUCGUGUGUUGAUCUUUAGUCAAUGGACAUCUAUGCUUGACAUAUUGGAGUGGACUUUGGAUGUCAUUGGGUUGACCUACAAACGGCUUGAUGGAAGUACACAGGUAGCAGAGCGGCAAACAAUAGUUGAUACAUUCAAUAAUGAUACUUCAAUAUUUGCAUGCUUGCUUUCCACAAGAGCUGGCGGACAAGGCUUGAACUUAACAGGAGCUGAUACCGUUGUAAUUCAUGACAUGGAUUUUAAUCCACAGAUUGAUAGACAAGCUGAAGAUCGAUGUCACCGAAUUGGUCAAACGAAGCCUGUAACCAUAUACAGGCUGGUGACUAGGGGAACAGUUGAUGAAAAUGUUUAUGAGAUUGCAAAGAGAAAGCUAGUAUUGGAUGCUGCUGUCCUCGAGUCCAUGGAGGUGAUUAAUGAAGGUGACAUGCCUGAGAAGACCAUGGGAGAGAUAUUGUCAGCAAUUUUGUUGAGUUAAAAUAUGGAGCCAAAGAAAACUUGUAACUUAAUUUAUCAUCCAUUGCCUUCUACUUUUCUUUUUCCCUAGGUUUUCCUUCCUCUCCUACAGUUCCGAUCUUAAAUGAACCAUUUGAUGAAUUGGGAGAAAAGAGGACUAGUCAUCCUUCAAAUUGGUAGGUAUGUCGUACUGGUGUACUGCUGUACAUUAUCCUCAAUGUUCAUGUGUUGAAGUCAAUAAUUAUUGUAGUCAGUAUCAAUAGGAAAAUCAGCUUAAAGUAGUCAUGGUAGAAAUUAGCGAAUUUGUCGAACAUUACACUUGAAGCCCCAAUAAAGAAAGCUUACAGUGCAUUUUAAAUUUUCAUCUAUAUUUUCCCUCUUCAAACUGCCCCAUCCUUGGACUGGUCAAUUAUAUCUGUAA
Molecule: messenger RNA, 2655 nt
Organism: Gastrolobium bilobum
Lineage: Eukaryota; Viridiplantae; Streptophyta; Magnoliopsida; Fabales; Fabaceae
Product: protein CHROMATIN REMODELING 19
Exons: 12
Coding region: 22-2256 (744 amino acids)
Cellular component (GO): nucleus
Molecular function (GO): chromatin binding; ATP binding; DNA binding
Source: RefSeq, a predicted model, not a curated record